This is a messenger RNA of Talaromyces proteolyticus, 2855 nucleotides long. RefSeq lists its product as uncharacterized. Lineage: Eukaryota; Fungi; Ascomycota; Eurotiomycetes; Eurotiales; Trichocomaceae. The coding region runs from base 41 to 2764 and encodes 907 amino acids. The record is from RefSeq and is a predicted model, not a curated record. The transcript has 2 exons. Gene Ontology annotation, molecular function: crossover junction DNA endonuclease activity; 5'-flap endonuclease activity.
UCCGCAGCUGCCCGCGAUCAAAACAAGCCAGUUGAACUUCAUGUCGGUUGUCCUUGCUAUACUGGCUUUCAACCUAUUUUGCGGUCUCCUUUCUUGUAUUCGCUUUUUUUUUGGGCUGCAUAGAGAUGUGCUUGGGCUAGAGAUGGGCAUUCCAGGACUUAACAAAGCAAUCGGGAAUUCCGACCGAAUCGCAUUAUCCAGACUUGCAGUCAAGCACCUGGAAGCCACUCGACGGCCCAUCAAAAUUGCAGUGGACAUAUCCAUAUGGCUUUUCCAACUCCAGGCCGGACGCGGUGGGCAAAACCCCGAGCUACGAACUUUAUUCUUCAGACUCGUUCGACUUCUUGCCUUGCCAGUACACCCACUUUUUGUUUAUGAUGGGAUGCAAAAGCCCCCCUUCAAGAGGGGCAAAGCAACUACAGGGCGAAGUUAUGGCUCUACGCCAAUUAUUAGCCAGUCCAAGAUUUUGAUAGACCUUUUUAAAUUCCCGCGGCAUGACGCUCCUGGCGAAGCUGAGGCCGAAUGUGCUAGACUACAGCAGGCUGGUGUGGUUGAUGCUGUGAUGAGCAAUGAUAUCGACACUUUAAUGUUCGGGUCUACUCUCACGGUCAUGAACUUUUCAAAAGAAAACUCCACGGGAACGAGUGCGGCGACCCAUGUCGAUUGCUAUACUACCAAGGACGUACUUGAGAUCGGGGCAAAUGUCAAGCUGAGCCGUGCUGGCAUGGUUCUUUUUGCGUUGCUCAGCGGUGGCGAUUAUCUACCGUCAGGAGUUACAAAGUGUGGGCCGAGUCUUGCCGGAGAGAUUGCAAAGGCCGGCUUUGGAGAGGAUCUUUUUGAAAUCGUCUACUCGGAAGAAUCAAAACUCAACGAAAAAUUAGGGGAAUGGAGGGAACGGCUACAAUAUGAGCUAGAUGAGAAUGAAAGCGGUUACUUUCAGUCUAAGCACAAAGCCGUACGAAUCCCCGAGUCUUUCCCCGACCAUAAAAUACUAUCCUUCUACGCGAGGCCAAUUGUCUCCAAUGAGUUUGAAAUCGAAAACCUACGCCAGCGGCUCAUCGGAGCCUGGGACCAUGAUAUCAAUGUACUUGAGCUUAGGAGAUUCGUUGCUGAUUUUUUCGACUGGAAAUAUCGAUCAGGUGCGAGGAAGCUAGUUCGAAAUCUAGCUGAACCACUGGUUAUAAGUAGGCUCCGGCUUGCCCGCUCUCCUAUAGCGCCAGAGGGCUACGGCAAUUAUGUUCCCAACCAGGAUCUCCCGGUAAUGCAGCGUGUUUAUCGUACCAGAAUGCCCUUUGUAGCCGGGGGGCUACUUCAAUUACAGAUGGAAAUGGUCCCGCUUGAUGUCGUAGGGCUUGAUCUAGAUGCAGAAGAGCCCAAUCCGCCGCCCGAAAACUCGCAGCUCACCCAACCCGAAUCGCAAACCACAGAUGUAGCUGACGAGGAAGACGACGGAGGAGGAGCAGAUGUUGAACCUACAGUUAAUACUGCUGUUGGUGUUCAACUACCGAAGAAGAUAUAUGACCCCAGCGAGCCUGAGAAGAUUUGGGUCUUUGAAGCCGUUGCGAAAAUAGGUCUUCCAGAUGUGGUGGAGCGAUGGAAGAAGCAAGAUGAAGAGAAGAAGGCACCAAAGAAACCUGCUCCAAGAAAGACAGCGGCAACUAGAAAGAAGAAAGUGAUUGAUCCUAGUAUGAAACCUGGUGGAAUUCUGCGCUAUACAACUGUCACAAAGCCCGGCAGAGACAUGGAUGCAGAGAAGGAAGCACGAUUAUUUCAGGCGUCGACCCUUUCGUCAUCUCAAAAGCAAUCAUCAAGCCAAGGCUCGUUUAGAUCCUCCCCUCAGACCCCUUCCAAAAGCACGACUUUUCUAAGUCAAUCGUCAUUUCGAACGCCUAAAAUGAUGAAAAUGCCGUCGUCAGGUGUAAGCUCUCUUGCCUAUCAGUUGCAAGCUACCUCUAUCUCAGCAGAUGGUACCCGGUUCAUCCAACGAAGGAGUCCGCGUCUUGCGACAGGAUAUCCGAUUUUGGGCUCUGCGGAGUCUCCAAUAAGACUUGAUUCGGACGACGAUGUCGAUACGUAUGAAAUGUCUCCACUCUCAAAAUUCACAAUGAGUUAUACUCCUGCUGGAAGUCCGGCACUUCGUUCAGCAAAUAUCCCGAAAUACCUUGAAUCACCAGUAUCCGCAAAACUAAGCAGAAGAGCCCAUAAUAUUCAUUCACCAUCUAUUCAUACUGAGGACUUCGAAUACUCUCUUACUUUAUCCAGUCCAACACCGUCUCAGAAACACAAUGGACGUAAUCGUCAAACAAAAGGCCCAAACAUAUCCAUUCCCCAAGUCGAAGUGGAUAGAGCCGAGAGCCCAGAAAACAAUGUUUCGGACUCUCCUCGUCUAUCACACCCAAAACCACCGAUGUAUUCUUCAAUAACGAACAAGACAUCCCACGAAUCCAAAACCGUGUCCCGCAGACAGCGGGAAAAACAGCAGCAUAAAACACUGGAGUCGCCUGAAGACCCUUCUGCGACUUUAGUCUCGGUACCGAGCAGCGAUAGUGACAAAAAUAAAAAGGCGGAAAAGAGCCUUGAAUCUCAAACAACCAAGAUUGAGACGAUUCGUAUUCAAGAGGGUUUCUGGAGUGUAGAAGUCCAAGAAAUGGGGCCAAAGGACGUUCUUGAGACCAACAAUCCAACGAAAAAGGAAACCAAGGACAACGUCCAAAAGCCGAUAAAAAAGCGGAUUGGACGGGUCAGUCUUUUGGAUAUGAGCUAGCAUACUUUGAUUUUCCUUUUGUGCUCAUGGUAUUGUUUAGAGGCAGAGUUAAUGUAACAUGAACAUACCUACAUAUAUGAUAAUAGACAUG